Messenger RNA from Panicum virgatum (switchgrass), 951 nucleotides. Its product is annotated as GTP-binding protein YPTM1-like. The transcript is spliced from 8 exons. The record is from RefSeq and is a predicted model, not a curated record. The coding region runs from base 102 to 731 and encodes 209 amino acids. Gene Ontology annotation, molecular function: GTP binding; GTPase activity. NCBI's taxonomy places the organism in Eukaryota, Viridiplantae, Streptophyta, Magnoliopsida, Poales, Poaceae. Gene Ontology annotation, biological process: regulation of exocytosis; protein secretion.
GGAACCGGUCUGACUUAACCCUGCUUCUCCCUCGCGGAAGCAUCUCCCCCUUCCCCAGCCUCGUUCUUGGUUUCGGGAAUCGGAGGCAGGAGGUUGGAGCCAUGAGCAACGAAUUCGAUUACCUGUUCAAGCUUCUCCUGAUCGGCGACUCCUCCGUCGGCAAGUCCUGCUUCCUCCUCCGGUUCGCUGACGACUCCUACGUCGACAGCUACAUCAGCACCAUCGGUGUUGACUUUAAAAUUCGCACUAUAGAGAUGGAUGGGAAGACCAUAAAGCUGCAGAUUUGGGACACAGCCGGGCAGGAACGAUUCAGAACAAUCACAAGUAGCUACUACCGUGGAGCUCAUGGGAUAAUUAUCGUUUAUGACAUUACAGACAUUGAGAGCUUCAACAAUGUGAAGCAGUGGCUGAGCGAGAUUGACAGAUAUGCCAACGACAGUGUAUGCAAGCUUCUCGUUGGCAACAAGUGCGAUCUGGCUGAGAGUAGGGCUGUUGAAACUGCAGUAGCACAGGCUUAUGCUGAUGAGAUAGGUAUUCCGUUCAUGGAAACAAGUGCUAAGGAAUCCAUCAAUGUGGAGGAAGCUUUCUUGGCAAUGUCUGCAACGAUCAAGAAAAGCAAAGUUGGGAGUCAGGCAGCCCUGGAGAGGAAGCACUCCAAUCUAGUUCAGAUGAAAGGCCAGCCACUUCAGCAGCAGCAACAGCAGCAGAAGAGCAGAUGCUGUUCGACGUGAAGGCAUAACGACCCUGUCUUGGUGUCUCUCAGGAAUCAGGAAAAUGGUAUAUCUGCUAUAUGUGUUUGUCUGCCUGAUCUUUUAUCAUCAGACACUUUGCAAAAAUGUACUAGCAAGAAACUCGAUUAUUUAGGUUCUGCAAACAUCUAAUGUAAUCUGUGUCAGAACUCCGAGUGCCAAAAUUUGAUAUUGCAUCCGAAGAGUUCUACCAUGUUAAAUA